This is a messenger RNA of Phyllostomus hastatus (greater spear-nosed bat), 3775 nucleotides long. It is a transcript of the gene TRIM32, whose product is annotated as tripartite motif containing 32. Gene Ontology annotation, molecular function: protein binding; zinc ion binding. The record is from RefSeq and is a predicted model, not a curated record. NCBI's taxonomy places the organism in Eukaryota, Metazoa, Chordata, Mammalia, Chiroptera, Phyllostomidae. The transcript has 3 exons. The coding region runs from base 532 to 2493 and encodes 653 amino acids.
GGGUGGGCUGGAGGCAGUUGACGCGUUGGAGCCGCUGGCGGUCAGGUAGGGGGCGGGAAGGAGGGUCUGGGGACCAAGGACCACCGCUGGAGUCACGGGCCACGGGGAAACCAGGUUUGAGUGGAGUUUUCCAUCUGAAUCACUCUCAGUAUGAACCAUAACGACCAGCUGUGCCCUCCUGGAGGAGAGCAGCCGUGUCCGUCUCUCACCUAGCUUCCGUGCGGCCAGGAUCCUGCACCCACAGGUCACAGAAAUGACUGGGAGGCACGGUUCAGACUGCUUUCAGGUCUGAGGGAGGCUGCCCCCGUGCCUGGUGCUUUACUGAUGGGAACUCACGUUUCCUUGGCAAAGCACGCAGGCUCCGGGGAAGGAGUCCUGGACGUUGUCUCCGCCGCCAAGCCCAGGGAAGGUGCGGGCAGCUGAGAUGACCUCGAGUGUGGAUGUGGGCAGACAGUGUUCGACCUUCUGGAGCAUGACUGGUGAGCUCUUCAGUUCCGGGCUGUGCUAGCGGGACCCUUCUCAGGAAGAGCAAUGGCUGUGGCAGCUGCUUCUCACCUGAACCUGGAUGCCCUCCGGGAAGUGCUGGAAUGCCCCAUCUGCAUGGAGUCCUUCACAGAGGAGCAGCUGCGGCCCAAGCUGCUGCACUGCGGCCAUACCAUAUGCCGCCAGUGCCUGGAGAAGCUGCUGGCCAGCAGCAUCAACGGCGUCCGCUGUCCAUUUUGCAGCAAGAUCACCCGCAUCACCAGCCUGACGCAGCUGACGGACAACCUGACGGUGCUGAAGAUCAUUGACACGGCCGGGCUCAGUGAGGCCGUGGGGCUGCUCUUGUGCCGGUCCUGCGGGCGGCGGUUACCCCGGCAGUUCUGCCGGACCUGUGGCGUGGUGCUGUGUGAGCCCUGCCGGGAGGCAGACCACCAGCCUCCUGGCCACUGCACACUCCCCGUGAAAGAGGCAGCGGAGGAGCGGCGCCGGGACUUUGCCGAGAAGUUGGCCCAUCUGCGUGAACUUGUGGGGGAGCUGCAGCGGCGGAAGGUAGCCUUGGAUGCCGUGUCCAAGGACCUUCAGGCAAGGUACAAAGCCGUCCUCCAGGAGUACGGGCACGAGGAGCGCAGGGUCCAGGAAGAGCUGGCUCGCUCUCGGAAGUUCUUCACAGGCUCUUUGGCCGAGGCUGAGAAAUGCAACAGUCAGGCGGUGGAGGAGCAGAGUUACCUGCUCAACAUUGCGGAGGUGCAGGCUGUGUCGCGCUGUGACUACUUCCUGGCCAAGAUCAAGCAGGCAGAUGUGGCACUGCUGGAGGAGACAGCUGACGAGGAGGAGCCAGAGCUCACUGCCAACCUGCCCCGAGAGCUUACCCUACAGGACGUGGAGCUCCUCAAGGUGGGCCACGUCGGCCCCCUCCAAAUUGGGCAGGCUGUUAAGAAGCCCCGGACAGUCAACAUGGAGGAUUCCUGGGCCAUGGAGGCUGCAGCCUCUGCAGCCUCCACCUCUGUUACAUUUAGAGAGAUGGACGUGAGCCCCGAGGAAGCGGGUGCCAGCCCCAGGGCCUCACCUGCUAAGCAGCGGGGGUCCGAGGCGGCCUCCGGUAUUCAGCAGUGUCUCUUUCUCAAGAAGAUGGGUGCUAAGGGCAGCACUCCAGGCAUGUUCAACCUGCCAGUCAGCCUCUACGUGACCAGUCAAGGUGAGGUGCUGGUGGCCGACCGUGGCAACUACCGUAUACAAGUCUUCACCCGCAAAGGCUUCCUGAAGGAGAUCCGCCGCAGCCCCAGUGGCAUCGAUAGCUUUGUGCUGAGCUUCCUUGGGGCUGAUCUGCCCAAUCUCACUCCUCUCUCGGUGGCCAUGAAUUGCCACGGGCUGAUUGGUGUGACUGACAGCUAUGACAACUCCUUCAAGGUAUACACCUUGGAUGGCCACUGCGUGGCAUGUCACAGGAGCCAGCUGAGCAAACCCUGGGGCAUCACAGCCCUUCCGUCGGGCCAGUUCGUGGUGACUGAUGUGGAAGGUGGGAAGCUCUGGUGCUUCACUGUUGACCGAGGAGCAGGGGUGGUCAAAUUCAGCUGCCUCUGCAGUGCUGUACGCCCCAAAUUUGUCACCUGUGACGCCGAGGGCACCGUCUACUUCACCCAGGGCUUGGGCCUCAAUUUGGAGAAUCGUCAGAAUGAGCACCACCUGGAGGGUGGCUUCUCCAUUGGCUCCGUGAGCUCUGAUGGGCAGCUGGGCCGCCAGAUUAGCCACUUCUUCUCAGAGAACGAGGACUUCCGCUGCAUCGCUGGCAUGUGUGUGGAUGCCCGUGGCGAUCUCAUCGUGGCUGACAGUAGUCGCAAAGAAAUUCUCCACUUUCCUAAGGGUGGGGGCUUUAGCGUCCUUAUUCGAGAGGGGCUCACCUGUCCAGUGGGCAUUGCCCUCACUCCUAAGGGGCAGCUGCUGGUCUUAGACUGUUGGGAUCAUUGCAUCAAGAUUUACACCUACCACCUGAGAAGAUAUUCCACCCCCUAGGGAAUGAGAAAUACAAGUUUCUUCCGUGCCCCAGCCUCCCUUCCCUUAUUCCUCGGUUGCUAAUCAUCAUAGGUGGUAGUACUGUGGAGUAGGCCUGGCCUAUGUCCUCAUUCCAGCUGGCUAGUCCUAGACUUUUAGAAGCUAUUUUAGUUUUUGUUUUUAUUUGCCUUCUCUCCCUCCCCCAAACUUAGAGCUUCAUCAGAUGGAUUGCCUCAAACAGGACCCAUGACGGGGUUAGCUGAAGUCUGAUGAGAACUUAGGUACUUCCAAGGCCUCAGUAGAGAGCCUUUGCCCUGUAGUUGAAAUCUGCCCUUGUAUUGAAUGCACCCUUGUUGACUCUCCUCUCUUUUGGAUAUGAAGGCCCUGGUCCACCAUUUCCCUCCUAUUUCAGUGCAUUUCAUCCGUGACACUUUCUCCUCAACUCUGCUGCACUCAGGGUGCGUGCUCCAGGGGGGUCUGCUCCAGCUCUCUGUGACGCUGCAGACCUCGUAUCCUUGUGGCGUGGGGUCUCGGGUCUGACCACCGUUACCAGUGUCAAAGCUCAUUUGCUUAGUGCCACCAAGGUGUUUCCUGCUGUCUCUGGGUGGUCUCUAAUUGCAGAUGUGACAGAAUGGAUUGACCCUCGUUGGUUGGUGUUGAAGGCCUUAGUCUGGAAGGUGCUUACCCUUUAAAGGAUCAUAUGGAUUGGAGUUACGCCAGAGCGCAGGCAGAAGGGGAUAAACAAUCAGAAAUGCCAAUGCAGUCACAGCAGACACUCUUGGAUAGUCUCUGGAGCUCACCGAUUCUCAUCCCACCUGUCUCCACUGACCUGUGCUGAGCAUUGUCUGUGGGACUGUGGGACAUGGGCCGGCACCAGCAAGGUGGGGAGGGGCCGCGCCUCAUUUCCGUAGUGAAACGGAAUCGUCGGGUCCUUACUCUGUAUUUUCCUCAAGUGAGUGUACAGUACUUUGUUUCUGGUUUUCCGUUCCUCUCUCAAGCAUUAAAUAAUUGAUAACCUGUUUCUUCAUCUCUGGCAUUCGUCUUUUAAUUAAAUAUGGGAUUUGUGAGGUGAGGAGAUGGAUAAAUUGUGCCAUGCUGUUUCGCUUCCAUGUCUGACACUGCAUUCUUUGAGAGUACUAAGGACCUGCCCAGCUGUAAAUUCAGCCCACAGCACCAUUAUUUAAAGAUCUGUCAGAGGGGAGGGGUGUUGAGGGCCGGAUGAAAGAAGAUGAUGGGAUUAAGCAAAACCCCAUAAAUACAUCUGUACACACACACGCACAGAUAUGCAACACAUAGACACAGA